UCCAUCACCAACCCAUUGAUUAAUUACUUCUUCUUCUUCUUCAUUCCCCCUUAAGAUUAAUCCUCCCCACCCCUCCCAUGGCUGCAGGCACUAUUCUAUUCUGGUUAGAACCCCAUUGCCCUUCUUCUCUCCUUCCCUCUCUUGUCAGAGUGAGAGCAAGAGUGAGAGUGACAGCCAAGCCAAGCAAACCAGAGAUCUUCUCACACUACACGCAGCUAUGAGUGAUCUGACCUGCCUCCCAUUCCCAUCUCCAUUCCCAUUUCCAAAGCAACCAACAACAAUGGCUAUCAUUACAAAUAAUCUCAACUGAUGAAACCCCCCUCUGAUUUCUCAUUUCUGAUUUCUUCACGUGAGAGCAUUUUUUUAUAUAUUCAUUCAUCCAUGGUGGUGUACUGUUCUUGGUGGGAUUCGAGAAUCUUGAUUUAUAUAUAUAUAUAUAGCUCGUUAGCUUUCGCUUCUAUUCCAUUUCUGGGCUUUUUGUAAAAAUGGCUAUUGAUUCUCGAGCCCUCCUCGAUUACGCCUUGUUUCAAUUGACACCCACAAGAACCAGGUGUGAUCUGGUGAUCUUUUGUGGGAAGAAGAGUGAGAAAAUUGCAUCAGGGCUGUUGGAGCCAUUUCUUUCCCACCUCAAAUCUGCGAAAGAUGAGAUUUCGAAAGGGGGCUAUUCGAUUACUCUCAAACCCCCUUCCGACAACUCUCCAUGGUUCUCCAAAGCCACUCUCCAAAGGUUUGUGAGGUUUGUCAGCACACCAGAAGUUCUUGAAAGAUUCGUCUCCAUCGAGAGGGAGAUUGAUCAGAUCGAGAUUUCAAACGAUCACGGCAAUGCCUCCGGCGGCAGUCACUCUAAGUCGAAAUCCGAAUCCAACGGCGAAGCAGAGGAGAAUCACAAGAUGCAUCUUCAACGUGUUCUUGAAUCCCGAAAAGCCAUGCUCAAGAAAGAGCAAGCUAUGGCCUAUGCUCGCGCUUUGGUUGCCGGAUUCGAGCUCGAUGAAUUAUACGACCUCGUAUCUUUCAGCGACUAUUUCCAAGCUCUUCGUCUAAAGGAGGCUUGCAUGCGAUUCAUCGAGCUUUGCAAUAAGAAGAACAGCGAUAAGAUCUGGAUGGACGAAGUUGCAGCAAUGCAGGCGUCGUAUUUGGGAGCUCCGGGAACGAUACUCACCGGGGAAAGCCACGAGCUUCAUCCGAACUCAAUACCUAAAAGUUCGACGCCAGACUCAAUCACGAGGCAUGGAAGCUUAGAUACUAGUGAAGAGAAUGCAUCGGCGAUGGAAUUCAACGCGCAACAGACCGAAGGAGUCAUUCCUCAAAUGGCGCCAUGGCCGCAGUAUCCUCUUUAUAUGCAAAAUGCUCGAGGGCAGAUGUUUCCUCAGAUGCCGGUUUACCCGGGAUACGUCUAUCCAGGCAGCAUGCCUUCGAAUUACCCAUGGCCGGCGAAUUUUCAGGAUUCGGAUAGGGAUGUCGAAAAUCGUCGAAGAUACAAGAAACAGGGAAAUCGCACGCGAACUCAGAGUAAGAGCGAUGAUGAAAGCGUAGAUUCUCGUGGAGCAACCUCUCCGAGUGAUUCGAGCGACGAGCAAGAGCACGAACUGAGUCUCGUUACGCGGGAGCGUGAUCAUGGCAAGAAGCUCGGCAGGCAUUCCUCGAAAAAAGUUGUUAUCCGUAACAUAAAUUACAUAACUUCCGGGGGGAGAAACGAAGAUCGCAGCUGCACUUCCGACAGCGAUUCUUCCGGUGAAGACGAUGGUGCUCUUAAACAGCAGGUGGAGGCUGCCGUCGGGAUGCUGAAGCGACGGCAGCAACUGACUGCCGAGAGAAACAAGGGACGGGACGGGAGCAAGAAAGGUGAUCGUAAAUCGAAGAAUGAUAUCGACGACGAGAAAAAUUCUGUGGCUGGCGAAAGGAAAGGCGGGGACUGGGAUAUCUUCCAAAACCUGCUGAUGCAGGACUCGGACUCAAUAUCGAAUUCUAUGGCGGACACAGCUUCGACGAAUAUACAAAAUCAUGAAGAGUACUCUGCCCGAAAGAUCGUCGAAGAGGAAAAUCUACCUUCCGGGAAGUUUGAUAAACCGAAAUAUGGAAGCGAUGGUUUCAUCCUAACCGAAAGAUUCACCGGAAAUGGAGCUGAGAAAACCGGAGUUCUAUUUGAAGGUGAUGAAAGUUUUCGCGGUGUUAGGAGGAGCGGCGAAGACGAGGAAGCGUUGGCGAUUCCACGGAGAAUGGAAGGAGAAUGCUACAUUCAGAAUGAUCAUUUCGGCGUCGAGUCUGCUGUUAUUAAAUUGUCGAAAGAGGAAGAUUGGAUCGUAGGAAGCAAGGCAGAUGUACCGGUGAGUUCGAGCAGCCGUACGAAUGAAAAUAUCUUUCAAGGGGAUCGAUCCUCCGGCAACAGUUUUCGACAUGGAGAAAAUGUGAGAGAUGUUCUCUUGGAUGAUUCAUUUAUGGUUCAAUCCCGACUCUCGGAUGGAAUAUCGCAACAUAAGACAGACAUUCUUGCAGUCUCGGACAUUGUUAGAGUUAACGAGCAGGAAGAGAAUUCGCAAGGGAAGACCGAGCGAAGUGAUUACAAAGAGCCGGAAGAUCUCUACAUGAUGCUCGGACACAAUCCCGAUAAUCGGAGUUGGAGUCCGGAAAUUGAUUACGGAAAAGAUAUUUCGCUUGUCGAAACUGCUGGAAUUCUACAAAGGACAGAGCAAAAGGACGAUGCCGGCGCUGCUGUGGUACGCGGAAGUGGUAAUAAAAACAGUAUAAGGAAUACGAAAAAGCCGGGGCCGGAUGUAGACAGAAGACAGCCAAAGGCUAAAGCUCCCGGCGGAUAUCUUGGAAGAAGCAAAUCCGAUAUUCCAUUGAGGAGCAAGAUGUCGAACAAUGGAAGCACGGCGACUCGAGGCAGAGCUGAGAAGGACGAGGAUAAGAGGAAGAAAACAGAAGAGCUAUUGUUGCAGCGACAAAGGAGAAUAGCUGAACGAAGCGCGGCUAAGGGUGUCACUUCCGAAACAACGAAAAGGUCGUCGAAGGAGAGCAAGAAAAGCAGCUCUGUCUCUAAAAAAACCGAGCAGAUCAAGCCUCGAUCCCCUGUUAAAACGGAGCGCAGGCCUGUGAUGAAGAGUUCGACGAUCGAUCGCCUUUCAGCUCCGCGAAAGCCAACCGAAACCAAAGUCCCGAAUAGGAAACCAACAUCCAAGGCGAGUUCACCGGCUGCUUCGACUCCAUUGAUGAAGAAGAAAAAGGGGACUCCCGAGAAGCCGGAGAAGGCUAAACAUUCGCGCAACAAUACUAUCGACAAAAAUGGUAUUCAAGAAAAGGUUUGCGACGACGAAUCUAAAUGCGCUGAAGGAGCUCUACACAAGAAUGGGACUGAAGAAUUCGGAGCUGUUAAAGUAUUGCACGCCGUAACGUCAGUCGAGAAGAAGGAACCGAGCAUCGUAUCUCCGAAAAAUGCUUCGGAUGACAAGAAAUUCAAAGAAUUUCUUGUUCCUUCCGAUCAUUGUGUCGAGGCUGCGCCUCCUGCAGCUGGAAACAACUUGAAAUCCUCGGACAUGAACACUAACGAGAAAGGUGACGAAAGAAGGAGGAUAUCCUUCUCGCCUCAAGUUUCGGUGAUGGAUGUUGCGACUACGCCUCCGGCGGAGAGUGAAGAACAGAAUCAUUCCAGAAGGAAGUGGAAUGAAGGCGAAAUCUCUCCGAAAAUCCCCCGAGGCUUCCGGAGGCUUCUUAUGUUCGGCCGUCGAACUUGAAUAUUUGCAAGGUAUGCAUUUGUGUUGGAUCUCUUCAGUUAUUACAACAUGAGGUAUACGAAUCGAUGCGUACGACGGAUCGUGUUGUCCGAGCUUUCAUCGAUUUAUCGUUGUUUCGGGAUUUUUUUUUUCUGAAAUUGUUGAUCAUUGAUGGUUGAUUGUUUCAAGUGUGAAGAUGAUAAUCUGUAAUAUGGCUUGUCCUUCCCUUGCAUAAUCUGCAUAUGUAAUGCAGUGAGGAAGUGUUUUUUUGUCC
Molecule: messenger RNA, 3984 nt
Organism: Andrographis paniculata
Lineage: Eukaryota; Viridiplantae; Streptophyta; Magnoliopsida; Lamiales; Acanthaceae
Product: COP1-interacting protein 7
Exons: 9
Coding region: 486-3731 (1081 amino acids)
Biological process (GO): positive regulation of DNA-templated transcription; response to light stimulus
Source: RefSeq, a predicted model, not a curated record